GUGUCCAAUCCGAGAGGGGCAAAGACGAGCCUCGAAGUCCGCCGGCCAAUCGAAGGUAGGCCCCAGGGGCGCGUGCGCGCCGCGGCCAGCGCGCGCGGGCGGGGGGGGGGGGCAGGCGCGCCCCGGACCCAGGAUUUAUAAAGGCGAGGCCGGGACCAGCGCGCGUUCUCGUUGCCCCCGCUGUCCCGGCGGCGCCAACCGAAGCGCCCCUCCUGCUCCGUGUCCGGCAUGCUGCGCCGUGCUCUGCUGUGCCUGGCCGUGGCCGCCCUGGUGUGCGCCGACGCCCCCGAGGAGGAGGACCACGUCCUGGUGCUGCGGAAAAGCAACUUCGCGGAGGCGCUGGCGGCCCACAAGUACCUGCUGGUGGAGUUCUAUGCCCCUUGGUGUGGCCACUGCAAGGCUCUGGCCCCUGAGUAUGCCAAAGCCGCUGGGAAGCUGAAGGCAGAAGGUUCCGAGAUCAGGUUGGCCAAGGUGGACGCCACGGAGGAGUCUGACCUGGCCCAGCAAUACGGCGUGCGCGGCUAUCCCACCAUCAAGUUCUUCAAGAAUGGAGAUACGGCUUCCCCAAAGGAAUAUACAGCUGGCAGAGAGGCCGAUGACAUCGUGAACUGGCUGAAGAAGCGCACGGGCCCGGCUGCCACCACCCUGCCUGACGGCGCAGCUGCAGAGUCCUUGGUGGAGUCCAGCGAGGUGGCUGUCAUCGGCUUCUUCAAGGACAUGGAGUCGGACUCUGCCAAGCAGUUCUUGCAGGCAGCAGAAGCCAUCGAUGACAUACCAUUUGGGAUCACUUCCAACAGUGACGUGUUCUCGAAAUACCAGCUCGACAAAGAUGGGGUUGUCCUCUUUAAGAAGUUUGAUGAAGGCCGGAACAACUUUGAAGGGGAAGUCACCAAGGAGAACCUGCUGGACUUUAUCAAACACAACCAGCUGCCCCUUGUCAUCGAGUUCACCGAGCAGACAGCCCCGAAGAUUUUUGGAGGUGAAAUCAAGACUCACAUCCUGCUGUUCUUGCCCAAGAGUGUGUCUGACUAUGACAGCAAACUGAGCAACUUCAAAACAGCAGCCGAGAGCUUCAAGGGCAAGAUCCUGUUCAUCUUCAUCGACAGCGACCACACCGACAACCAGCGCAUUCUCGAGUUCUUUGGCCUGAAGAAGGAAGAGUGCCCGGCCGUGCGCCUCAUCACCCUGGAGGAGGAGAUGACCAAGUAUAAGCCCGAAUCGGAUGAGCUGACAGCAGAGAGGAUCACAGAGUUCUGUCACCGCUUCCUGGAGGGCAAAAUCAAGCCCCACCUGAUGAGCCAGGAGCUGCCAGAGGACUGGGACAAGCAGCCUGUCAAGGUGCUUGUUGGGAAGAACUUUGAAGACGUGGCUUUUGAUGAGAAAAAGAACGUCUUCGUGGAGUUCUAUGCCCCGUGGUGUGGUCACUGCAAACAGUUGGCUCCCAUUUGGGAUAAACUGGGAGAGACGUACAAGGACCAUGAGAACAUCAUCAUCGCCAAGAUGGACUCAACUGCCAACGAGGUGGAGGCCGUCAAAGUGCACAGCUUCCCCACACUCAAGUUCUUUCCUGCCAGUGCCGACAGGACGGUCAUCGAUUACAACGGGGAACGCACGCUGGAUGGUUUUAAGAAGUUCCUGGAGAGCGGUGGCCAGGAUGGGGCAGGGGAUGAUGACGAUCUCGAGGACCUGGAAGAAGCAGAGGAGCCAGACAUGGAGGAAGAUGAUGAUCAGAAAGCUGUGAAAGAUGAACUGUAAUACGGAAAGCCAGACCCGGGCGCUGCCGAGACCCCUCGGGGGCUGCACACCCAGCAGCAGCGCACGCUCCCAAAGCCUGUGGCCCUCGCUUGAAGGAGGGCGUCGCCGGAAACCCAGGGAACCUUUCUGAAGUGACACCUCACCCCCACACACCGUCCAUUCACCCCCGUCUCUUCCUUCUGCUUUUCGGUUUUUGGAAAGGGAUCCAUCUCCAGGCAGCCUACCCUGGUGGGGCUUGUUUCUUGAAACCAUGAUGUACUUUUUCAUACAUGGGUCUGUCCAGAGUGCUAGAGUGUUCGGAGUCUCGCUGCCUCCCUCCUGCGGGAGGUUUCUGCUCUUUUUGAAAAUUCCAUUUGUGGGAUUUUUAGACAUUUUUCGACAUCAGGGUAUUUGUUCCACCUUGGCCAGGCCUCCUCGGAGAAGCUUGUCCCCCGUGUGGGAGGGACGGAGCCAGACUGGACACGGUCACUCAGCACCAUGUGCAGUGUUGCCAUGACUGAUCAUGGCUCUUGCAUUUUUUGGGUAAAUGGAGACUUCCAGAUCCUGUCAGGGUGUCCCCCAUGCCUGGAAGAGGGGCUGGUGGCUGCCAGCCCUGGGGCCCAGCACAGGCCUGGGCCUUCCCCUUCCCUCAAGCCAGGGCUCCUCAUCCUGUCGUGGGCUCAUUGUUUGUGACCACUGGCCUCUCUACAGCGCGGCCCGCGGCCCGUGGCCUGUUCGAGGCAGAACCAGGACCCUUGACUCCCGUGUGGGGAGGUGGCCAAGGAUGCUGGAGCUGAUUCGGACGUUGACAGUUCUUCAGGCAUUUCUAUUUCACAAUCGAAUUGAACACAUUGGCCAAAUAAAGUUGAAAUUUUACCACCUG
Molecule: messenger RNA, 2617 nt
Organism: Nomascus leucogenys (northern white-cheeked gibbon)
Lineage: Eukaryota; Metazoa; Chordata; Mammalia; Primates; Hylobatidae
Gene: P4HB
Product: prolyl 4-hydroxylase subunit beta
Biological process (GO): response to endoplasmic reticulum stress; protein folding
Cellular component (GO): endoplasmic reticulum; external side of plasma membrane
Molecular function (GO): protein disulfide isomerase activity
Source: RefSeq, a predicted model, not a curated record